AUGUUGCUGCAACCUUCACUGAUAACAGGACAAGCAUGGGAUGCAGUUAUGCAGAAAUGUCGUUGCUUAUUGAAAAUAAUAAUAGUCGCCUUUUUUGGCAUUUUUGCCCUCCAAAAGUUUCUCAUUUCCCCGGAGAAAGCCCCUGGAAAAAAUAACGUUCCAAACAUUGUUCAUUAUGUUAUAUUUAAAAAUUCCAGUUUGGAUUUUAUCACAUUCCUUUCCAUCACUUCUGUAAUAAAGAACCACGCGCCUGAAUUAAUUUUGAUACAUACAAAUGCAACGACAGCUGUAUGCGCCGGGCGAUACUGGAAGUUAGUACAAAAUCUCGCAGUUUAUUUUCAUGUCGAAAUCAGGCCGACAUUCUACGAUGUGCCGACGCAUGUAUACGGUCAAAGAUUAAGCUCUGUAUACCAUGCCUCUGAUGUAGCGAGACUUGAUAUACUGUAUAAGUUCGGUGGGAUUUACCUCGAUACAGAUUCAGUUGUUCUGAAACCGCUCAAUGAGUUCUUCGAUUAUGAAACGACGCUGGCUUGCCCGGAAAACGACUACGUUGGAAAUCAAGUGAUAGUGGCAGCCAAAGGUUCGAAAUUUAUCCAUCUCUGGCUACAAAGUUAUAAACAGUACCAGCCGACAAAGUGGUAUUUGAACGCUGGUCAGUACCCGACCACUCUUCUUGAACACCGGCCGGGUCUGGCACGAAAGCUGGUUCACGAAUUCGGUGUACAGAAUCUUUUGGAUGAACUCUACGUUCAAAACAACUGGCAAGGGUGGAAAACGUUGUAUGCAAUACACUUGUUGAGCAGGCACCCUCCUUCUCCACAGUUUGUCAAUGAAAACACGGUCUUCGACAACACUUUUGGUGAGAUCGUCAGAUGGAUACUAUUCGAUGUAAAACCAAAAUUGGUGAUUGAGAAAAUGUCAUGGAGCUUUAUUGAUAUUUAACAUGUUUUAUUUGCAUUUGCAUUUAAACGUUAAAGAAAUUAUUUUGAAAUCUGUGAUAUGAACCUCUAACUUGAUCACAAAAGUCAAAACACAUCUAACAAAAUAAGUGAAGAUCAACCUGCCAGAUGAACUCUCUUUUUUAAUAUGUUCUUCCUUGUCAAUUGUGUAUAUUGUAUAAUUGUUUAUAGAAGGUUUUUCUUCACUAUAUAUAUUUUUAUAUUACAUGUAAAAAGCGAUAUAAUAUAUACACCUAAUAAAAUACAACAAAAUAGAUAAAUUCUUGAAGAAAA
Cimex lectularius (bed bug) is the source of this 1232-nucleotide messenger RNA. Its product is annotated as lactosylceramide 4-alpha-galactosyltransferase-like. Bases 1 to 942 code for a protein of 313 amino acids. The transcript has 3 exons. Lineage: Eukaryota; Metazoa; Arthropoda; Insecta; Hemiptera; Cimicidae. The record is from RefSeq and is a predicted model, not a curated record.